GCUGAGGUGAGCGCACUUUGGCUGCCUCUCGCUUGAGUUGCACACACACAAAAACACACACAAAUGUCUUUCGUGAAGCGAGCUGCCUGCCUUCUAACCAGCCUAAUCUUCUGGCAUUUGUUUUUAGCAGAAGCGGCUACCAGGACAUACUACCUUGGAAUUGUGGAGGAGAACUGGGACUAUGCGCCGAGCGGCGAGAAUCUGAUCACAGGACAAAAUCUCACAGAGGAUGAAGAAGCAAUUGUCUAUGUGAGAAGAGGCCCCAACAGGAUAGGUCGGGUUUACAAGAAAGCAAUUUUCAAAAAAUUCACAGACGACACGUACUCCCAGGAGAUCCCCAAACCAUCUUGGCUGGGUUUUCUAGGUCCAGUUCUGCGAGCCGAAGAAAGAGAUACUUUUAUUAUUCAUUUGAAGAACUUUGCUUCCCGGCCUUAUUCUGUACAUCCACACGGAGUCUUCUACGAGAAAGAUUCUGAAGGAGCCCUCUACCGAGAUGGAACAGGUGGCAAAAGCAAGGCUGAUGAUUUUGUUCUCCCUGGUUCCAAUUAUACAUAUACAUGGCUGGUUACAGAUGAGUUUUCACCUACACCGGCAGAUCCACGGUGCCUGACUUGGAUUUACCAUUCGCAUAUCGACACGCCAAAAGAUAUCAGCACUGGGUUAAUUGGGCCGCUGGUGGUUUGUCGAAAAGGAACAUUAGAUGAUGCUUCAGCGCCAGCGGCCAAUGCCACAAAAAGCUUCGCUCUCAUGUUCAGCAUCGUAGAUGAAAAUCUCAGCUGGUACCUGGAUGAAAAUAUAAAUACCUUCUGCUUGGAACCCAGCACUGUGGAUAAAGAGGACGAAGAUUUCCAACUGAGCAAUAAGAUGCACGCAAUUAACGGUUAUGUUUUUGGAAACCUCCCUGACCUGGAGAUGUGCGCUGGUGAAUUGGUGUCCUGGCAUUUGUUUGGGAUGGGGACCGAGAUCGACGUUCACUCUGCACAGUUCUUCGGCCAUACUUUGCUUAGCAGAGGCCACAGGAUGGAUGUCAUCAGCCUCUUUCCAGCCACUUUUGUGACAGCAGAAAUGAUGGCAGAGAAUGCUGGGAAGUGGCUUUUGACCUGUCAAGUCGAUCAUCACAUACAAGCUGGUAUGAUGGGAUUCUACAACAUCAAGGCUUGCGGUCAAAACAUUACCAGGCCUUCACAGAGUGGUCAGGAAAGAAUAUACUUCAUUGCCGCUGAAAGAAUUUUGUGGGAUUAUGGACCUGGUGGUUUUAAUAAACUCACAGGCCAGCCUUUAAAUGCUACUGGCAGUGACUCAGCACCUUUCUUCAUACAAGGAGACGACCGAAUCGGAGGGCAAUAUUGGAAAGUUCAUUAUGUGUCCUACACCGAUGGAAAAUUUACUCGCAAAAAGAAGCAAACAGAAGGCGCCACUCACCUUGGCAUACUUGGCCCAGUUAUCAAAGCUGAAGUUGGAGACACAAUUUUGGUUACUUUUGCCAACAAAGCUGACAAGAACUACAGCAUGAUGCCUCAUGGCGUAGCUUUCAGCAAAUCGUCAGAAGGAGCCCCUUAUGAAGAUGGGCACCAGAAGCCGGGGGCUUAUGUUAAACCCGGCAAAACCUUUAAAUACAAAUGGAGAGUUCCUGAAAGUGUCGGCCCAACGGGCGAUGAUCCACCGUGUCUCACCUACCUGUAUUAUUCAGCAAAUGAUCCUGUCAUGGACACCCAGUCUGGUCUUGUGGGGCCUCUAAUAAUCUGCAAGAAGAAUACUUUGGAACCAGACGGAACACAGAAAGGAAUAGACAAAGAAUUCUACCUACUGUUUACAGUAUUCGAUGAGAACUUGAGUUUCUAUCUUGACACAAACAUCAAUUCCUUCACUGGUGAUCCAUCCAAAGUUAAUAAGGAAGAUGAGGAUUUCCAGGAAUCCAACAGAAUGCACGCUGUCAAUGGCUAUCUGUUUGGGAACCUGCCCGGACUCACCAUGUGCAAGGAUGACAAGGUUUCUUGGCAUAGUAUUGGACUAGGCACAGAAACAGACAUGCAUGGUGUUCAUUUCCAAGGGAACACCAUUCACUUGGGUGGCACAACCAGGGAUACCCUUGCCUUGUUCCCUCACACGUCGGCAACAGCCCUGAUGCAGGCAGACCAAGUAGGCACUUUCCAGUUGGUUUGCAGGACGUUCGAUCACUUUACAGGAGGGAUGAAGGAGCUUUAUGAAGUUAAGCCCUGUGGCAAAACACCUCACGAUGGGAGGCACUAUGGAACCAUGAGAACAUAUUAUAUUGCUGCCGAAGAAAUGGAGUGGGACUAUGCCCCCGAUAAGAACAGAGCGGAGCAGAGGGCGGAGGCAACGAGCAAAGAGGAAAGUUACGGGCAUGUCUUUGUGAGCCAAGGUGAAGGCCUCAUUGGUUCAAAGUACAAGAAGGCGGUUUAUAGAGAAUACAAAAGUGGAGAUUUCGUGGAGCACAAAAAGAGAGGCGCAAAGGAGCGACACCUGCAAAUUCUAGGGCCCUUGAUCCAUGCAGAAGUUGGCGACUCAAUACUAAUUGUGUUUAAGAACAAAGCUAGUCGUCCAUAUUCAGUAUCAGCACAUGGCGUGGAAGCAACAGCAGCUGGGAAUAAAGCACGCACCACGAUGCCAGGAGAAAUAAGCACUUACCGAUGGAACGUCCCAGAAAGGUCAGGACCUGGAGUCUCGGAUCCCAACUGUAUCACUUGGGUUUACUACUCAACAGUGCAUUUUGUAAAGGAUAUGUACAGUGGCUUGAUCGGGCCGCUUAUAAUUUGCAGAAAAGGAGUAUUGAAUGAAAAGGGUUUAAGAACAGACAUUGACCGAGAAUUUGCCCUUCUGUUCCUGGUCUUUGAUGAAAACGGGUCCUGGUAUUUGAAUGAAAACAUUGAGAAAUAUCUACAGGAGGAUCCGAAGGCGUUCAACCACACUGAUGACUUUGUGGAAGGGAACAAUAUGCAUGCAAUCAAUGGAAAGAUCUAUGACAAUCUCCAUGGGCUAACGAUGAACAAAGGGGAAAACACCAACUGGUACCUGAUUGGAAUGGGAAAUGAAAUUGACCUUCAUACUGUCCAUUUCCAUGGAGAGAGCUUUCUGUUCAAGAAGGAUCACAAUCACAGAGGAGAUGUGUAUGACCUCUUCCCUGGGACGUUUCAGACUGUUGAACUUGUAGCGUUCAAUCCUGGGACAUGGCUUCUGCACUGCCACGUUCACGAUCACAUCCAUGCUGGGAUGGAGACAACUUACACUAUUGUUGAAUCAGAUGGUGUGGGACAUGGAGCCACAACCACGAAAUAUGAUACAUUUACAGUCAAUGGCAAGAAGACUGGAGAAGCAGGUAAAGGCAGAGCAGGAAUAGAAUUCUUGGGGAAAACUCUGGGCCCAGGAGAAGCCAGCUCGGUGCUCAAAGCUCUUUUUAUCACUGGACUUGUUCUGUUGGUAGCUCUCUUGAUCCUUAUUCUCAUUGUUGCUUGCCAGAAGAAAAAGGCCCGUUAUAGGGCCAUAGGUCGCAAAUGCAGUCUUCCAAUGGAGUCCUUCUGAUCUGACUGAACAUUGACUUUGUCAGGAAUGUUGCUGCUGCCUUUUGAGGUGAGAGGAAACGGCGACACAUAUGGCCACUUCCAGACGACCAGUUUAUUUAUCGUUCUUCCCCAUGUGUUCCCACAAAGUUCGCUGGGAGGUUAGCCCGUGUUAGCUAACCCUCCCAUGUCCCUGGUUUUCAGGGAGGUUGGGCACACUUGCAUGAAGCAAGUGUUAUCCCACAUUUUACAGUGCAUUCCCCACCACUUUCCUAACUGCAAAAAAUCUAAUUUGGGUGGGUAUGGGGGAGAAGGUUUGUUGUUCAGGAACUCCAAGUCCGU
Messenger RNA from Podarcis raffonei (Aeolian wall lizard), 3860 nucleotides. It is a transcript of the gene HEPHL1, whose product is annotated as hephaestin like 1. Gene Ontology annotation, cellular component: plasma membrane. Gene Ontology annotation, molecular function: ferroxidase activity; copper ion binding. The transcript is spliced from 20 exons. The coding region runs from base 64 to 3540 and encodes 1158 amino acids. The record is from RefSeq and is a predicted model, not a curated record. Lineage: Eukaryota; Metazoa; Chordata; Lepidosauria; Squamata; Lacertidae. Gene Ontology annotation, biological process: iron ion transport.